GCGGAGCCAGGCCGGGCCCUGCGGAGGCGCUGGCGGGUCCCGACCGAGUCCCCCGGGCAGCGCCCGGUGCCCCCGCCGGCCGUAGUGCUCGUCCCUGGGGGUGCCGCCUGGCCGGGCGGGGGCGAAGGGCCGGACUGUGCGGUGCUGCUUGUCUGGGGAGUUCCCCUGGGACGUGUUGUCCCCCGGCUCACCUGGAAACCUAACUGCGCUGAGAACCCAGCUCUCGUAACUUCGUUCUUGUUUCUCUUUGAUAGUGAUUUCUUUGCGUCAAAAUUUCACCGGGGUGAAAGUGCAACUGUUGUGAUUGUGUUCUUCCUGUGCAGUACUUUGCAGAGGAAUGCAAGCUUCAAAGACUGAAAAUAGAAGAAAAGCAGAACCAUUCUACUGGCUGUCAGUGGCAAAGCCUAAGACCAGUUCUGAGAUUGUAAAUGAAGCCAGAGAUGCUCUACAAACAGUAAAAACUCAAAGGCUAUUCACACCUACAGAUGAACAAAGGAAACAUUUUGGGUCUCAAUCCUCACAAUGUCCUCAAAAUAGACACCCUCUACUUUAUAGUCUUGAUACUUCUGAUUCGUCUGAAUCAAGACCGAAUUCUGCUGUUCGUCUAAGUCCACUGACUCACAAACCAGUAGUAAUAAUUUCUGAAAAAAAAGAUGAAGCUUCUUCUGUUUUCCAUCCAACACCUCCUGCUGAUGCUGCAGAGGUUAGAAAAGUCAGCAGUGCUUGCAAAGGCUUAUUUAGAACACCUUCUCUGAAAGAUUUAUUUUCUCCUAAGGUGGUUCCUCUGGAUCAGAAUGGAGUGAAACUUGAUUUUGAAGAUCCAACUAUGAUGAUGAAUAGUCUUGACAGAAGUAAUAGUAACUGCUUAGCAGAACAAAAGUUGUACACAUCAUUUAAUGAUGAGAGUAGACAAUUAAUUUGUAAUGAACAUACCAGCAGAUUAGGAAGUGAAGACUCCAUGGAAGGAACACCAAGAAACUUUUCACUUCAGCUGCAAGGAGAAAGUGACCAGAUGGAGGAGCCUGGCAAAAAGUCAUCUCAGCUGAGGACUUCAGGCCAGAAGAGAAGAGUAACAGGCCUAAAGGAUGAAACAAGAAUAAAUGAUUGGGAAGAGGAAGAUUUCUUUUGGCAUACAAGGAUUCUUCCAAUUCUGCGCGACCUGGAAAAAAGAGAAGACAAUAUAGAACACCUUUGUCUAGCUUGUACCAAGCUCCAUCAAGCAUUGGGUGAUGGAAAUAUGCUUGGAAAAAGAUUUAAAAGAAGAAAUAUCCUUCUGAAGACAUUAUAUAGACUUGUAGACCUUGAUUCAGAUCCACUUUCCCUGAAGCUGGCAAAGAUUAUUCUGGCUAUGAAAGUAGAUGGAAAAAAUCUUCUUAGUGUUUGCAAGCUAGCAUUUAAAAUUUGUAGGAACGAAAAAAAUUAUUUCAUCAUUCAAAAUGAUACAUUAUUGGAUUAUUUGUUGCAGGUUCUGUGGAAUGAAGAUCUACAAACAAACCACGAAGCUCUCGUCUAUUGCAUGGCAGCUAUAAAAGUCAUGUCUGAAAAGGAAGUACUCCGUUUUAAAAUGGUCAGCAAAGGAGCUAUUGAAAUGUUUCUGGAAUUAAUGAAGCAGAUUAAUAACAUAAAAGAACAUGACACAUAUUUCUCCAAGUUGGGCCACUUAUUAGUCCAGCUGGCAGCCACCCUGCGGAUCCUGGCCAACUGCGCCCAGGCGCGCCGCCAGCUCAGCCCCGGCGCCGCCAUCCCCGAGCUCUGCGUGGCGCUGGAGCAGCGCAGCGGCGACAAGGACGUGUGCAUCUGGAUUGUCAGCGUGCUCAGCAAACUUUCCACCUACAAUGACUUCUGUGCAGCUUUAGCAGACUGCUCCAGAUGUUACAUUGUAUUUUUAGCCCUGCUAAACAAAUACCAGAAGCAGCAGGAUUUGGUUAUCCGUAUCAUCUUCAUUCUUGGUAAUUUAACAGCAAGGAAUGACCAGUCCCGGGAGCAAUUUUUUAAAGAAAAAGAAAGUGUUAACACCUUGACAUCAUUAUUCCAAACCUACUAUGAACUUGACCUGAACGAAAUGACAUGGCACCAUGAUAGAAAAGGAAAAAACCAACAAAAGUAUCCUUCAGAAGCAGAAGAUGUUCUGAUAAAACUGAUAAGAGUGCUGGCCAAUCUCUCCAUUCACCCUAGAGUAGGUGCAGCUCUGGCAGCUGCCCAUCCUGUUGUAGGAUUACUUGUUACAGUACUAGAAUACAAGUCAGUCGAUGCCUGUGAAGAGUUGGUCAUCAAUGCUGCAACAACAAUCAACAAUUUGUCCUACUACCUAGUGGAGAAUUCUGCAGUUCAAGACAAGAAGCUACACAUUGCUGAAAUGCUUUUAAAGCUGUUAAUGAGUGACAAUAUGGAUGCAGUUGUGGAGGCUGUCAGAGUCUUUGGCAAUCUUUCCCAGCAUCAUGAGAUCCGUGACUUCAUCAUGCAGAGAAAGAUAUACAAGUUUGUGAUUGCUUUGCUGGAUUCCAAGAACCGAGAGGUCUGUUUUCCUGCCUGUGGAGUUCUGCUCAAUCUCACAGUAGAUGAGAACAAACGAGCUUUUCUCAUGGAAGAAGGAGGAAUUGGAAAGUUGGUUGACUGCUUACAAGACUUUGGGCCGGCAGACUGGCAGCUCUCGUGUUUGAUCUGCAAGACCCUGUGGAACUACAGUGAGAACACAGCGAGCUCCUCCUGCUUCGGGGGAAACACCAGCGCGCUGCUGGCGCUGCUCACAGCACUUCUGGAUGAAGAGGUAGAGUUGGAGGGCAGCCUUGACAGAGAUAUAAAGGACUGCCAAAGAGUAUAUUGGGAAAGAGAGUUCAAACCCGUGGCAGAAAAACUUCUUGACAGAAUUCAAAGCCAUCACUCUUCCAGCUGAGUCUAUCACUCCAUUUUAAUCAGUCGGAGUGUUUUUAUCAGGAGUAUUUCUUCAAAUAAUUUGGAAAAGUCUUAAUAAAUUCAUAUACAGACUACAGCUGCACUACCUGAAGAGCACACAAACAUGCUUUCUCUCUUCUCUCUCUCAAAACGCGUGGCCAUCUCUUCUUGGCUGGC
Passer montanus (Eurasian tree sparrow) is the source of this 3069-nucleotide messenger RNA. It is a transcript of the gene ARMC2, whose product is annotated as armadillo repeat containing 2. Gene Ontology annotation, molecular function: protein binding. The record is from RefSeq and is a predicted model, not a curated record. Gene Ontology annotation, biological process: sperm axoneme assembly; cilium organization. The transcript is spliced from 20 exons. Bases 338 to 2893 code for a protein of 851 amino acids. NCBI's taxonomy places the organism in Eukaryota, Metazoa, Chordata, Aves, Passeriformes, Passeridae.